Ilex paraguariensis (yerba mate) is the source of this 447-nucleotide messenger RNA. NCBI's taxonomy places the organism in Eukaryota, Viridiplantae, Streptophyta, Magnoliopsida, Aquifoliales, Aquifoliaceae. The record is from the annotation of a GenBank genome assembly.
AUGGCCCUGAAUAGGGAAGUGAAAUUGCAACCAUUUCAAGCAAAUAAAACUACGUUUUUUUGUGAAAAUAAAAUACAGGCAGAGAGAAUCUAUAAGAAAGAAAAUUGUUCUCGGGAAACUAAAAAUCGUGCUAAUCUGUAUGCGGCUAGAAUACGAGUCCACAAGCCACAAAUGAGGUUCCUCAAGACGCCUUUCAAGAUGACUUCAAUGGGAAAUCAUAUCCCAUUAACAUCAAGAUUGAGUUGUGAGUCCUAUGUUCUGGAGGAAUAUAAAUUCCACAUAGAGAACAAAGUUCAUCAGGGUAGAGCCAAUGAGGGAUCAACGACGAUAAAUGGUAGGAGUAUGGAUGGAGGUAAGGAUGAAAAUUUGUUGAGUGAUGUUGGAGGAAAAAGCGAUGGGUAUGACAGUCUUAGAGACGACUUUGAGAUUUUAGGUUUGAAGGAGUGA